AUGGCUGCUGCAGGGGGUCACAUCCAGCGUCUCCACGAUGAAGCCACUUGCUCCAUCUGCCUGGAAUAUUUUAAGGAUCCAGUGAUCAUCCCAGAGUGUGGGCACAACUUCUGCCGAUCCUGCUUGAUCCAGUGCUGGGAGGAAUCGGAGGCAGAGGCUUCCUGCCCUCAGUGCAGAGAAAGAGUCCAGAGAAGGAGCCUCGUCUCCAACCGGCAACUGGCAAACUUUGUAGAAAUAGCUCAGAAUCUCAGCCUUCAAGAGGGAAAGGAGGAAGGAGGGAAAGGAGGAGUCUGCGAGGAUCACCAGGAGCCCCUGAAGCUCUUCUGCAAAGUCCACGAAGCCCCCAUCUGCGUGGUGUGUGACAAAUCAAAGGAACAUGAAAAUCACAAGGUGAUUCCUCUGAAGGAGGCUUUGGAGGAAUACAAGGUAGGAGAUCCCUGGAUCUUGAGGGGAGAAAUAGCUGUGGAUUCUUCUUGGGAGGUUUUCUUUUUAAUUCUCAGGUCCAAAGUCGGCAUGGCAUGAAUUGGUGGUUGUUUAUGUUAGGAGUCAUUCUGCAAAGAAACAGAAAAGAUGAUUGUAACUUUAAGAACUUUUUCUGCGAGUUCUGGCUGUGGUUUUCUAGGCUGAAGAGGUACAGCUGGUGAUGAGUAUAAAAGGGGAGAAGUUGCAGUUUGAAUUUGCCUGCAGAGAGAGAACACCCACAUGCUUUGUGUUUUUGUAUAGCUGUAAUAAAACCUUUGUUUGAGUGUUUUACACCGGUCUCGUGGUUCUUUCUCUGCCACCAGAAGAAAAACCACCUCUAACAGUUUAUUAUGUAAAAAACAGCCAAGAGGAAGCCUGAGGGCUCCUGGGAGGAGGGAGUUGAAGUCUUUCUCUCUGCCAGGGGGACAAAGGGAUCUUCCCUUGAAAUACUCACAGCAGCUUCAAAGAUUUGAACUGGUACCAUGGUAGGAAGAGAAAGGGUUAACCUCGUUUACAUCCCCCAGCAGGUUGCUUUGUACAUAUGAAAAACACUACAAAUGUACAUUGCACAUACACAACUAAGUACAUGUCUCUCUUGGCUAGCAGGAUGUCUCCUCAAUGCCCUGCAAAGCAGAUAGUAGCAAGGGAUCAACUGGGGGGGGGGGCGGUGGCCAGGAAUUGACCAGAUGGUGCAGGAUCCUCCCCCCAAGUAACUGUUGGAAGCAGAUUUAGGAGUGGGGGCGGAGUGGAAGCACCUACUGGUGAGGAGCACGCUUAUUCUGGGGGUGCUGUGGGGCCUGUGCAAUGAGGUUUCAGUGGGGGGGGGGGGGUUGAGGACCUCCUCCCAUCCCAAAUAGUAAAGGACUCAGUGAUUCCAGAGUAGCAUCUGCAAAGACUAGGGGGAAAGAUAACUUUUCCAUGACAACUCAGAAUUGGACCUGUGCUAUUAUACUGUAUAUAAAAAAUAAAAUUCUCAUUCUGGACCCUGCCUUAGCCCUUCCUCCUCCUCCUCUUCCCACGUCUCCCUGGGACCUCAAGAUGAGAAGUCAGGCUAGAACUUUCCUCAGAGAAGUUCAAAGGAGCAAGCAUGGCUGCCUUUGCUCUUCUCCAGACUAGAAAACUUUCCCAUCCCAGUUCUGCCGUGCUUUUCAACCCGUGUGCUGUGGCACCUGGGGUGCCUUGAAUGAUGCUCAGGGGUGCUGCUGGCAACACUGGCCUCUGUCCCUCUUUCCUUCCCUCCCAUAGCUGCCUCCCAAAGGCUUGCACAGCUGUUUGUUGCAGCAGCCCUGGCUACAAGCUCCGUGGGCGAAUGGUGCCUCUGGGGCUGGCCAGGGGGUGUUGGCUGCCAGGAGCUGAGGCGGCCUCGGAGGAAGCAAGCAAACUGGCGAGGGGCCCUUGCUGUUGGGAAGGGACAGACAAGUCCCAGGCUCCUGUGGGGCAGCGGGGGCAGCUCAGAAAGAGCACUCCGCAAGGGGGAGGGUGUUUGAGAAAGGGUGAGGGGCUGCAAGCUCCGCAAGCAAGGGGGGACCUAACUGGGGAUCCUGAGCCCCACAGGGACACCGCAGAAAGAAGGUAGUUGGUCCAGGUAGCCAUGGACCCAAAAAGGUUGUACUUUUAUUUCCUCUAGUAAACUACUUCGCUGUUAUAGCAAGGCCACUGGACCCAAGAAGCCUGUAAAAUAUUCAUCUCCUCUCUCUGUGUCUCAAGCAAACCUAAGUUUCCCUUUUUCUUUUCAGGAAGAGAUCUGCCACCGCCUGGAGAUUCUGAGGAAAGAGAGAGAGGAAAUUCUGGCCUAUCAAGCAGCCCUGGACAAGGAAAGCAAAGACCUCCUUGUAAGUGCCACUCUUGUUACUAGGGGGGGAACAAGCACUUGAAGAAUUGAGUCAGGACUGAGGAGGGAUGGGGAAAUCUGCCCAUUUCAACUUCCCCCCAUUCUCCUUUUUCCAUAUCAGUUUGUUUGUUUAUUUAUUAUUAUGAAAAUGAAUAAAAUGCUAAGGUGCCUACAUUCUUGUAUAAAUAUUUUGAUAUGUACUUUAUCCUCAUAAAUACAUUUUUGUGAACAUUACCUGGCGAGUCAAAAUAGCAAGGAAAAUUCUCCUUGCUUUAGGCUGUAGCUCUCUGCGAAAUAGAAGUCAACAGAAAAUUCAGUGGAGAGGGCCUCCCCUCAAAUUAAAGGUUUACUUCUUUAGUAACUGGAGGUUUCAUGUCUCUGAAAAAUCAGAAGUGUCCUCCCUGUGGAAUUCUCACAAUUCUCUUAAUGAUGUCUUGAAGGCUGAGCACCUUCCAUACUCAGACCUCCUCUUUUCUUGCAGAAAUUAACAGAAACGGAGAGGCUGAAGAUUGUGGAGAAGUUCAGAGAACUGCGCCAGUUCCUGGAAGAACAAGAAAAACGUCUGCUGACUCACGUGGAAGAGGUGGAGAAGGAGAUUGCAGGGAGAAGGGAUGAGCAGCUGGCCAGACUCUCCAGGAAACUCUCCUCUCUUGAGAGGAUCAUCCAGGAGAUGGAGGAGAAGAGUCAGCAGCCAGCGAGUGAACUCCUGCAGGUAAGAUGGUGGCAGGAACAGCCCAAGGCUCCAGGAAAAGGCUGCCUCUAAUCCUUCAUGUGCCCCUUUCAUGUAUGCAAGGAGUGCAGGGGAUGAGUUGAUGGAGCCCCUAGUCAGGUUGUAAUGGACAGGAAGACCCAAGAAACCUGGGAUGCUUAACUCACCAGAAUGCAGACUAGAGAUUCAUCUGUGUUCUUGAUGGAACGGGAGCUGAUCUUCUGCUCUUUGCUGAUGCUUUGUCUCCGAACGCCUUUCAGCUGUGGGGGGCUUCGCUGUGGAUGCGUUCAGGCCUCCUUCCGACAUGAGCCAGUCUCUUGACCAAGCUUCUCUUCCCGUUUCCUGCACAACUUCUGGGUUGAACCCCUUCCCCAUGGAUACGGAUCAGCCCAAAAUGGUGCUCAGUCACAGUGACCAAAGAGCAAGACAGAGGGACUCAUCCAGACUGCUGCUUGUCCCACCCCUUUCCUCCAGGAAAUCCCACUGUUCACUGCUGAAUUAGAGCAAACCUCAGCCAGGUUUUCUCCAGACUGACGUUUGCUUUGAUGUUGCACCAAGGAGCAGGUUUUUCCUGAGGGAAAGCGGCAGGGCAAAGACAAAACCACUUGGACCCGUGUUUUCUAGGCACAGGAACAGCAGAAGUGUGGGUGAGCCCAAAGAAACACUGACCUAUUCUAUUACCCCUUGGGAGGCAUUUUAUGCUGCAGGUGCUUUUUAAAUUUCCAGGUGGAAAAUAGCAUUUGAAAUUUGGGGACUUCUAUGGAAGACAGUUUAGGACAGUGCCCUGGUAGGAUUAUCCUGUAGGCUUACUUACGUCUGAAUUGCACAAUGCAAACUGGAUUAAAGUUAUUAAAUUAUAAUCUAAGACUAGAGAUGGUGUGAAUUGUCUCUUGAACCCACAAAUGUGAAAUUUCCCUAAAAUGCCGGUGGGUUUUCAUAAGGAUUUUAAACAAAAAUGGCAAACUGAUGUCGAAAUGUGGAGAUCUUGAAAUCAGAACAGUUAAUAAUUUCACACUGGGAAAAUAAAAGCUGUGAGAAACCAAAACUGGCUGAUUCCGCCAUCCCUACCCAAAACCUUGGCGUGUGCCAGGCAGACUGACAUCUGAGGGCCAGGGUCUGAGGGGGUCUUCCCAGUGUGGCCUGUGGUGUGCAGUGAAUUCCCUUCUCUUUUUCCCUCUAGGAUAUGAGAGGCACCUUGCAGAGGUGAGUGGAUCUGGCUCAUUUCCAUUAGCAUCACUCUUUGAAGCUGAGAUGCCAGAACCUCAGACAUGGCCCUCCAGGGACUGCAGGGGGGAGACUGUAGGACUCACUCCCUGAGGCACCUCACAGGUAAAAGCAGGGCCCCCUCUUCUGAACUUGUAGCCCCCCAAUUCUCCCUCCAAGGAUCAAGGUCAACUGCCUCCUCCCUCCCUCCCCACAUCACCUCACAAAGGGAUAGGGGCUCUUUUCUUUCUCUUGCACUUUCUGUUCAUGGACUUUGUGGUAAUUUCAAACACCUAGAAGAGAAAGUGCCAAAGAUGCUUGUGAAGAGCUUAGGAUGUACCAACAGAUUUCAAUGUCCAAGUAGCAUCUUCUCCAAGUAGCAGCCACCCAACUCUUGGCAGCUUUGGACAUCACUCACAUCCUCUGGAGAAGCUCAGGGAGGGAGGGAUUGCAGGCAUUCCACCUCAGGGGUUUGGUUCUUAAGUCCUGGCACCUUCCCAGAAAGCUGUUAGGGGGCAGCAUUGUUUGAAGCCAUGGGAGCCCUCCGGUGGUGUCGCUUGGGGUUACAUCUUGUCCCUUGUGCUGUUUAGCAUCCUUACGAAGCCACUGACAGCCGUCCUCAGGGGUUUUGGACUGAGGUCUCAUCUGUGGUGGAAAUAAACCUGUUGGGAAAUAAACUUCCACUUUGUUCAUCUUAUUGAAAUCUCCUGCAAGAAUUAGGGAGACAGUGCCACAAUGGGGCCAUUAAUUGUUUUUCUUUUCACCAGGUAUGAGGAAAGAGAGAGUCCAGAGAAGCCACUGGCUUUCCCUCCAGAGCUGAGGAACAGGAUCUUGGAAUCCGGUGAACUAAAUCACCUUGUGGAGAAUACAAUGAAACAAUGGAAAGGUAAUGAAAACUGGAUGCCAGGAUUUUACACUGGGAAUUCUACUAUUUCUUCAGAACUGAACAUGCCAGGCUCUUAUUGCAUGGAAUUGAGUAACCCCAGGAUACCUUCCUUCUUGGUGCUCCAGUCCUCAUUUCCUGCCCCCCAGAAUGGCCCAUGUAUAUUGUGACGCUGGGAAAGAAAGCCUGAACCAGAGUGUAGAGCAAAGUCAGGAUUUUUUCCUCCCGUGUGCAUCUGUUUACAAUUAUACGAAACCUCCUUUUCCUUGUGGUUCCCUGUCUGCACAAUCUGAGUUUGUCCUUUUGGAGGUUCUCCUGCUCUGAAUGGAGUCAAAGGGCAUUAAGAAGCCCCCAGUUCCCCCUCUGCCUCCUGCUCAGGCUUCUUUCUCAGCCGUGGAGCCAAGGCCUGAGCCGUCUCCUCCUCAGACGUCCCCCUGCAGCUGCCAUAUCUAGGGCUUCAGCCUUCAAGAUCUCCUGAGAGUUCCCCAUUGAGAGUGGAAGCAAGAGCACAUGGGCCCCAAAGGGCACAAUUAUGCUUGUGAAGAACCUUAAAGAUUUGUAGAAGGUUUGUGAGGAAGGACUUCCUUUUGCCUGAGAGCUCUGCCAAUCCUUCCUCAUCAAACUUCGCUUCUCCUUAUGUUUCACAAUUUUGGUUUAAGUAGUUUUCCCCACCACUUUACUUGGGGAAGAUGUUAAGGCUGCCUCCAUCUCCCCUCUGCAUCCUUUUACAGAAUUCCUCUUGCUCUGCCUCCCCUCCAGUCCUCCAAUGUAGAGCCCAAUUUCAGGGACAAAAUUCAGAGACCAGCAGGAUUCAUGCUGAAUGUUUUUAUUCUGCUAUUUGGAAGCUUGCUUUAUGAUUGCUGUGUUUUAAAGCUUUAGUUAUUUUCAUAGAUUCUUGUUAUGAUAUUCUUGUUUUUAAUUAUUUUUCUACUAUUUAAUAAUUAUACUAGAGUUUAAGGAUGCCACGUUAUGAAGUGUUACUUUUGUAUGGAGAUUUAUUUCAGGUGGAAGAGUGUUGCCCUUAUACUUUAUAUAUUUUUGCUUCCUCAGAUGCUCUGCUAUUCAGUGAACAGAUUCAGAAAGGUAAAUUUCCAGGAGAGGAACAAUUUCACAGGAGGGAUGGGGACUGACAUUUCAUGAGUGUUGAACCGUCUGCUCUGCAGACUUUGGGACCCCCAUCAAUGGCGUCACUCAGGGUAACAGUCCUCUAGUGGUUUUUGGGUUAUUUCCAUGUCCCAUGAAUGAACUGGGAGAGGGUUUGAAGGCUUGGACUGGGGGCAGAACUUGUCCAUGCGAAGAACCUGCACACCAGUCUGAGUUCCAUUUCUGCCUAUAGACCAGUGGUGGCAAACCUUUUAUGGACUGAGUGCCCAAACUGCAACCCAAACCCACUUAUUUAUCACUAAGUGCCAACACGGCAAUUUAACCUGAAUACUGAGGUUUUAGUUUAGAAAAAAACAACUCAUACAUUAACACCUUUGGUCUUAAAAGCAAAACACAAUAACAGAGCUUUCAGUGAUACAAACAACUGUUUAUUGAAAGGUAUACGUUUGUAUUUGGCAUACUUUUGAACAAGUAAUGUGAUUUUUGCUGUUGUAUGCAUGUUGAUAAUUUGUCUAACCUUGGCUCAUACUUUGUAAGUUUGAGAGCAACACAUGCAUCACUCAAGUCAUCUGUUAGUCUGUUUUUGGUUUAAGAUUUGGUAUAAUUCAAAGCUGAAAACAGCUGAUCACAAGCAUAAGAUUAUCCAAUCAAAGUAAGGAAAGCAAUCCCAAGUACUUUCAUUGAUUUAAAAUUAUUUGGCAGACAAUUCCACAAGGAUUUCAUUUUCAGAACUAACUGUGCUGUCUUUUGUCAUUCUUUCUAUCUUCUCAAGUGUUUCACGCAGGUCACAGAAUUUAUUUUUCCAGACAGACUAUUAUCCUGGUUCCCCCCUCAAUUUUAUAGAUUUUGCUUUAUUUCAUAAAAUUUAUAUACUGUUUGAUUGUGGGGAAAAGCACAGGGCAUUAGACUCAGAUCUAAGGCACCUGGCUAAACUAAUCUGCAGCAGAGAAUCCCACAGAGCAGCAUCUUAAGCUAGCCACAUCCUGUAUAAAACCCUUCUCUUGUGGCUGAACUAAAAGGAUGUUGAAUGGAUUUAUUGGUUUGGCGUGACCCCCGCUAAUUGAUUUACGAUCCACAAUUAGCUCUUUAUGCCCGGCGCGCUUCCUCCGAGCUGCGCCACUCAGCUCCGUCUCCAGUAGCUCUCCAGUCACGCCUCAGCAGAGUUAAACACAGCGGUGAAACUGUCACGUAGCUUCCACUUAGCUUCCGACAAACACACAGAGCCCGGUUUGUCUCUUUAUCAGUCCUUUAUUCCGACAUUCCCAGGAAAUCUCCUGGGCUCACAGCAGCCAUGACAAACUUGCGACCUCUUCCCUCAGAGACCAGAGAGGAACAGAAACGAAAACUCCUCCCAGACUCCUCCCAGCUUCUAAAGCUGACGUCAGAAUGCUGAGGCAUCAUGGGAACUUCUUAACCUGUUAAGUUCCAAACCCAACACCCCCUCUUGCCGAACCAUUCUGACAAGACCUUUUUGAGUUCAACACCUUCCCCUUUGCCUUAUGCCACUUCCCGGCAUCUUUCCCAGGCACCUGUUGAACCCCUUCAACACUCCCAGAAUCACACUGUGCGACACUUUUCCACGCACUUGUGACCUGAUACCCUACUGACCCAUUUGGGCCAGCAGUUGUGUCUUCUCCGUCAGAUCCUUCCCCUCUGACUUGACACCCUGUUUGUGAGCUUUCUCCAUUACGCUAACCGGAGAUGAAGCCUCACACCUGGACACUCCUUUCACAACCUUUGGAGAUGCCCAGACCUGCCCUGAACCCUGAUCUUGGACCUGGUCCCCAUCACCGGGUUCUGAACCCUGAUCCUGGACCUGGUCCCUAUCACCGGGAUCAGCCUCUGGCUCCCUUUCCUCCUCAGAAUCAGACAGACAUUCUGAGAGAAAAACAGGACUAUCCCUGAGUCUUGAACACCCACCCUGUUCACAGAACUCAGCCUGCUUACUGACCAGCAGCUUGGUUUGAUCACCCUCUGGGUAUGCAAACUUCCACCCAUUGGUUGCAGGAUCAUAUCCACAGAAGAUCAUUUCCUGAACCUUUGGACCACCUGCCCCAAAGAGCUCAAAGGGCUCUUUGGCUACCCUCCCAAACCCGGGAAAACCAUGUACCUGUGCACCCUUGCAUGCCCUGCACCCUAGGGACCUCCCACAUUUCCGGAGUUUGUACCCUUUUGUGCACCUGUGCAGCUUUUGCACAUGACUGGGAACCUUAGCACACUGCGCCUGUGCUUUUCCAGCAUUCCCACCACCCUCCAGAGGUGACUCCAGAACAAAGAGAUUGUUCUGCCCACUUUUCACGUUGGCCACUUGUUUCCCCCCUCUGAAAAUGGAUAACAAACAACAAUUCAGUCCCGGCACAACGUAGACCUCUAGCUCCUCCUGUAAAGGAGAAAAAGACAUGUUAGCCACAGCAGAAACCGACUUUCUCAUUCCGUCUGCUAACAUCACAGUUGUGUCCUGUUGAAAACAGCUCUGCAGUUCCGCAUUUCGCCAGCAGGCUCGCUUAGCAGGUGCUGACCAACAGCAGUAUUCAAAACUCAGCGUGUCACCGUGUCCUGGCUGGAGUUGUUCUUCACAGUUGCCAUAGAAGCAGUGAUAAGAAAACAACCCUCCCCAGCGUCUGAACCACGUCCUUCCCUUGCGUUCCCACGCUGGCCUCCUCUCCGAGACUGAUUCCCAUGGGAACUCAGCUGGUUGACCUUGGGACCUUCCUGCCCAGCUGUCUCCGCUCUCCAUGGGCAGCAACGACGAACUCCAGUGGAAAAACACUGCCCGGGGCUCCUCCCAGCUGGCCUCCUUCUCCUUCUUCCGGAAAAGCACUCCUUGCCAGCUCCGCCCCCUCUGGCCUGGCUCCCACUGCGGCUUUCUGGGAACCUGCUUUGUUGACAUUCCACUCCAGCACGCACAGUGGACAAGCCUUUACACUUGCCUUUGGAAUCCUUCGCCCCCCCGACCUGCUCACUAGCACUCCUUGAGGCUAAAGCAUCAGGAACAGGGGCUCCAGCCAUCUCUAGGCUUUUCUCAAUACUUCCUCCAGGGCUCUGGCCUCCUGCUGAAGUUUCACAGCACAUCCCAGCAGCACAUUCCCAGACAGCCCUUGCUGACUUUACGCCCUUGCCCAACUUCUUAGAGUGAGCAUUUCAAACGGAAUGUCCUCCAAGACCUGGCUGUCUGCCAUCGUCUUCCCGGGGCCCCAAGCUUACUCACCAGCUUAUCCGGCACCCGUUUCCAGCUGCUCCCAGCUCCCAGCACUCAGCUCUCAGCACAGGCAAACACUUUGCGUCUUUCAGCUGCUCUGAGCUCCGCAGCUCUCCUUUGCCUCUUAACACCAGGCAAAAAUUCCUGCCAGCGACUUCAAACGCAUUCCGGCACUUCAAAGCGUUCCUGUGACAGUUUUACAAUCGGUGAUUAAGGGUCCAUAACCUGUUGAAUUGAUUUAUUGGUUUGGCGUGACCCCCGCUAAUUGAUUUACGAUCCACAAUUAGCUCUUUAUGCCCGGCGCGCUUCCUCCGAGCUGCGCCACUCAGCUCCGUCUCCAGUAGCUCUCCAGUCACGCCUCAGCAGAGUUAAACACAGCGGUGAAACUGUCACGUAGCUUCCACUUAGCUUCCGACAAACACACAGAGCCCGGUUUGUCUCUUUAUCAGUCCUUUAUUCCGACAUUCCCCAGGAAAUCUCCUGGGCUCACAGCAGCCAUGACAAACUUGCGACCUCUUCCCUCAGAGACCAGAGAGGAACAGAAACGAAAACUCCUCCCAGACUCCUCCCAGCUUCUAAAGCUGACGUCAGAAUGCUGAGGCAUCAUGGGAACUUCUUAACCUGUUAAGUUCCAAACCCAACAAAGGAUACUGGCUCAGCUGCAAGAUCUUGACAAAGGAGUCUGGGAGGGCUAGAGUUAACACCACCCUGCCCUUAAGGAGAGUCCAUAUGUGCAUGUUUAACAGUUUAAUAAAUUGUUCUGUGCACAGAGAUGUGAACAUCAGCCCAAAUACUUUCAUGUGGCAAGCGAGGGAGCAAUAUGUAUUAUUGUUAUUUUGUUGUUGAAAGUUAACAACAUUGCUACUAGCAAUAAAUCCCAGCUUCGAAAGCCUACAUAGAGUAGGGGUAUUUCAAAUGAGAGUCGUCAUAGCCAUCCAUGGUUAAAAGUAGAAGUUGGCAAAUGUGUCCUCUUUUUUGCUCUUCAAAAUAACGCUACACUUGCCUAUCAAGACUGUCUUAGCCCCUAACUGGUAAUCUUUUGAGUUAUUCCUCCUUCUCCCAGGGAACUAGUCUUAUGGUAUAUAUUAAAUCCGAAAGAGAAGCAUGGAAUAAGCAGUCCUUUUUAAAAUUGCCCUGCCACCUGCCUCCUCUUCCCUGGCGGCAAGGCCUAAACUUCCAAGGCCUAAACUUCCACCCCCAUCGUUCAGCCUGGACACUGAGGUCCAGCGCCGAGGGCCUUCUGCCGGUUCCCUCAUUGCGAGAAGUGAGGUUACAGGGAAGAAGAGGAAGAAGAAGAGUUUGAAUUUGAUAUCCCACCUUUCACUCCCUUUAAGGAGUCUCAAAGCGGCUAACAUUCUCCUUUCCCUUCCUCCCCCACAACAAACACUCUGUGAGGUGAGUGGGGCUGAGAGACUUCAGAGAAGUGUGACUGGCCCAAGGUCACCCAGCAGCUGCAGGUGGAGGAGCGGAGACGCGAACCCGGUUCACCAGAUUACGAGACUACCGCUCUUAACCACUACACCACACUGGCUCUCGAACCAGACAGAGGGCCUUCUCGGUAGUGGCAUCCGCCCUGUGGAACGCCCUCCCUUCAGAUGUGAAGGAAAUAAGUAGCUAUCUUAUCUUUAAAAGACAUCUGAAGGCAGCCCUGUUAAGGGAAGUUUUUAAUAUUUAAUGCUGUAUUGUUUUUAACACUCGAUUGGAAGCUGCCCAGAGUGGCUAGGGAAACUCAGCCAGAUGGGCGGGGUAUAAAUAAUAAAUUAUUAUUAUUAUAUAUUAUAUAAGAUGGUAAGGAGGAAGGCACAGGAGAGACCAAGUGGGUGAGAGAGAUGGAGAGCAGGAAUAAACAGGCUCCCCACUUAAAGCCAUUUUCACUUGUGGGCACAAGGGCCCAGAACGUGACCCCCGUGAAAGUGAGGGGAGGCUUAUAUGUGGUUUUAUGUUGUAGUUUUAUGCUGUGAACCACCCUAGGCCUAUGGAUGAAGGACAGUAGGCAAAUGUCAUUAUAUUAUUAUUAUUAUUAUUAUUAUUAUUAUUAUUAUUAUUAUCAUUAUUAAUUAUUAUUAUUAUUAUUACAGGGGGGUCCUCAUCCCCCACCGCAACCCAGAGUUCUCCAAAGGCCAAUUUCCACAGAGAUGGUCAGAGGAAAGCAGCUUCUCUCUCUCCUGCCUCCUCCAAUUCUCCUCUCUUUCCCCUUAGAUAACACAGAAGAGAUGAGUAAAAGGUUUACUGGGUGGUUUUUCCUCUUAGAAAAUGCCUGGGUUGAGAGGAGGGCAGGAAUAAUACACAUCGGAUAUUAGAAAGUGAAGGAAACUGAUUUAAAAACCAUCAAGGAAGAUAUUUAUUCUGAUGAGAGUCUGCAAGGAGGAGUCUCAGUCUAGCAUGCGAUGCAAAGAAAUCCCCUUGAUCUGAAAGGGAAUUCGGGUUUUUUUAUGAAGAUGUCAAUUUCUGUCUCUUGGCUGACUCUGCCUAUUCUUCUCUUUCCCUCAUCUUCUUCCCAACAGCAAAUGUCACUCUGGAUCCAGACACAGCCCAUCCUGAACUCAUCCUGUCCAAGGAUGGGAAAAGCGUGAGAAGGGGAGACAAACCUCAAGCCCUGCCUGAUAAUCCUGAGAGAUUCAGUGACCGGCCUUGUGUGUUGGGACGUGAGGGAUUCACAGCAGGCAGCCAUUUCUGGGAAGUCACUGUGGGAAGUGGGGGAUGGUGGGCUCUGGGGGUCGCCAGGAAGUCUGUGGAGAGAAAGGGCUAUUUUGACUUAAGUCCUGAGGGAGGAAUCUGGGCUGUGGAGAAGUGGGGAGAGAAGUACUUGGCCUGCACCUCCCCUGAUGACUCUCCUCUGUCCCUGAGUGAGAAGCCCAGGAGGAUCCGGGUGACUCUGGACUAUGAAGGGGGACGUGUGUCUUUUUCUGACGCUGACUCAGGAGCCGAACUCUACACGUUCUCAGGAGCCUCGUUCUCUGGAGAGACCCUCCUCCCUUACUUUGAUCUGUGGGAAAAUGAAACCCACCUCAGUAUCUCCUGA
Molecule: messenger RNA, 12413 nt
Organism: Podarcis lilfordi (Lilford's wall lizard)
Lineage: Eukaryota; Metazoa; Chordata; Lepidosauria; Squamata; Lacertidae
Source: the annotation of a GenBank genome assembly